This is a messenger RNA of Rotaria sordida, 1344 nucleotides long. The record is from the annotation of a GenBank genome assembly. Lineage: Eukaryota; Metazoa; Rotifera; Eurotatoria; Philodinida; Philodinidae.
AUGUUGAGUCCAACUCGAUCAUCAGCACAAACAAUUCUUAAAGCAGUUGUUACAACAGCUUCAACAGUAAUUCAAGAAAGUACACGUACAAUUACUGAGCAAAAAGAAGAAUCAAUUGAUGCUGAUGAUAGUGAACCAUCAAAAAAGAAAUUUAAAGAUGAUACUGAAGUUGAAGUCGAAACUUCAGUUACAACGCAAACAACAACAACAACAACUCAAAUUCGACCACGACCACUCAAAAAACGAAAAGUUUGUGUUUCAUUUGGUUAUUGUGGUGCUGGUUACUUUGGUCUUCAACGUAAUGCAAAAGAUAAAGUACAUCGAACAAUUGAAGAUGAAUUAGUUGAAGCACUUGUUAAAGUUGAUGCGAUACCGCAAGCACAUGCUGAUGAUAUGUCAAAAAUGGCAUUUCAACGAGCAGCACGAACUGAUAAAGGUGUUUCAGCUGUAGCUAAUCUUGUUUCAUUAAAAUUAUCUCCAUUAGAAAAUCUUACUGAACUUGUUAAUGAACAAUUACCUAAACAAAUACGAAUGUUUGGUGUUAAACGUGUUGCUGCUAGUUUUAAUAGCAAAAAUAGUUGUGAUGCACGAACAUAUAUUUAUAUUUUACCAACUUAUGCAUUUUGUCCUAUUGAAGAGAUUACUAGUGAAUCAUAUCGAGUUACAUCUGAAAUUUUACAAUUAAUAAAAGAUGUAUCAAAUGAAUAUCUUGGUUCACAUAAUUUUCAUAAUUUUACAUCUGGUAAAAAAUUUACGGAUCCAUCAGCUCGACGACAUAUUUUUUCAAUUAAUAUUGCUGAUCCAUUUAUAGAAGAAAAUGUUGAAUUUACUAUAAUUACAAUUAAAGGUCAAAGUUUUAUGUUACAUCAAAUACGAAAAAUGAUUAGUCUCAUUAUUGCUAUUGUUCGUGGUAUUGCUAGUCGAGAUACAAUUCAACAAGCAUACAAUGCUGAUAAAAUUGAUGUACCAAAAGCACCACCACUUGGUCUUGUACUUGAAAAACUUCAUUAUGAUCGAUAUGAUAAAAAAUUUGGAAAAGAUGGUCAACAUGAAGCAUUAACAUGGGAACAAGCUGAAACUGAAAUAAAAAAAUUUAAAGAAGAUAUUAUUAUUCCACACAUCAUCAAAAAAGAAAUCACCGAUAAAUCUAUGUUUUCAUGGCUUUUUUUCGGUCCGAUGCUUUCACGCUAUGAACAUACCAGUCCAUAUUUCUCGAUUGUUACUUAUAUUAUUCCCACAUUACUCGGACGUCUACGUCAUUUACCUUUUGUGCAAAAAAUACUCGAUAAUACUUUAAUGAAUGAGUUGGACGAUGAUGAUGAUGAAAAUGGCGGUGAUGAAUAA